This is a messenger RNA of Dermacentor albipictus, 10503 nucleotides long. RefSeq names its product MLX interacting protein mondo (gene Mondo). Gene Ontology annotation, biological process: regulation of transcription by RNA polymerase II. Gene Ontology annotation, molecular function: protein dimerization activity; RNA polymerase II cis-regulatory region sequence-specific DNA binding; DNA-binding transcription factor activity, RNA polymerase II-specific. NCBI's taxonomy places the organism in Eukaryota, Metazoa, Arthropoda, Arachnida, Ixodida, Ixodidae. Gene Ontology annotation, cellular component: nucleus. The record is from RefSeq and is a predicted model, not a curated record.
CAUCUUUGCACGGAGUAGAAUACUUUCGCUUGCUUUCGGUUGAGUUGUGCCAUUAUGCUCUCAAGGAACGGGAGGUGAGGGAAAAGGCAAACGCACGACCACCGCACCAGAAACACGGCUAACGUUUCGCAGAGCCAGGAAAGCAAUGGCCACGCCACUAUGGCGCGUAGUGCUAGCUCGAGCUCCAGCCAUAGAGAAACCUCCAGCUGCGAUGUGAGAAAUGUGUGUCGUGGAGGUGUUUCGGUAGCAGAUCAUCGCUACGAGUGAAUCAUGACUGCCAGCAGCAUGCAAUUGAACCGGGAAACUCUGCCCCUCGAAGAGGAUGAACUCGCAGGAUUGUCCCGGAAGACUCCGACGGAGAUAAUCCACAGCGGACACUUUAUGGUAUCCGACAUCGACGAUACAGACAACACGGACGAAGUGGCUCGCGCUAGUGAGUCGGACUGCGCAACCGAAGUACCAAACUCGUUAGCUACCCCUCUAAAUGAAGUCGACGAAGAGAUUACUUUCGACGCUGACGAGGUAAUGGAAGUGGACAAACAUUUCAAGCCCCCGUGCCAUAUAGCCAUCGACGGUUCGCUUACCAAGCUCUUCGAGUGCAUGACUCUGGCAUACAGUGGCAAGCUGACAUCGCCCAAAUGGAAAACAUUCAAGGGUCUGAAGUUGCGUCUGAAGGACAAGAUUCGCCUGAACAACAUCAUCUGGCGAGCUUGGCACAUGCAGUUUGUGGCCAGAAGAAGUCCUUAUGUGUGCCAGUUUGCAUCACCACUUGAAGGAGACACUCACAACAAACCUGAGGCCAUUGUCAUGGAGGGCAAGUACUGGAAGCGCAACUUCAGCAACAUCACCGCCGAGUACAAGAAGUGGAGAAUGUUCUUCUGCAAAAAGAACUCGCGGUUUAGGACUGCAGAUGACUCCAGCACUAAUCCUGUAGACUUGGACCUUCGUUGGCUGUCUCAUGGCGGUUCAAUAGACGAAGACUUCUUUAUGGACCUCUCGGAGAGUCUCUUCAGCAGCCUAAAUCAGCCAUUUGACUUCCCAAACCCUAGGGAAAUAGCUACAAGGGCUGGCAUAGCUGAUUUCAUCCAGCCAGGCCUCAUCCAGCUGCAGCCAGCAUUUGAUGACUUUAUGGACACGCUGGAACCUCUGUCAGAUUACUUCAACUCAAAGCUUCCAACACUGCCGGAAGAAAGCUCUCUCAGCACUGAAGGUGCUCCUGUUCAGCCAUUUGGAAUGCAGCAACAGCAGCGGCCUACCUCUGUGUAUGGUGCGACCUCCCGGCAGCAGCCUGUUGUAUCUAAUCAUGAGCUGCAACAACCGCCCCCACCUACAAGUGUACAGCCGCAGGCACCACAGCGGUCGCAGCAGAUGCAGCCACUGCAGGGCCAGGCUGCUCCCUUUGCCCCUGCACUGUCACCUCAGCAGCCAACAGCAGUGAGCAGCAUUGAAGGACUCAUGGCAUCAGCUGCACAACAGCAGCAGCAGCAACAACAGCAGCAGAAGCAGCAACAGCAGCAACCUUCGCCGCCAGCUGCUGCGCUGGGCGAAUAUGAAUUCCUGAGGCAAGCACCGGCAGAACCUAUGAUUCUAACUGUGGAACAGGCAGCAGCAGCGCCACCACAGCAGGCACAAGCAAUCCUACCAGGAUUUGCAGCCCAACAGACUGCACAGCUUCCCCUGGCGAUUGCUCCUAGGCCACCAUUAGCCACCAUGGCUUUUGGAGCAGAAGUACCACAGUAUGUGCCCAAACAGCCGUUGCGGCCUCCUCCAAAGCUGAUGCCGCGUCCCUCCAACAGUCCAUUUCAACCAACACCUACCGAACUGCAAGUGUUCCCACGAGCACCUGCAUCCACUGUGCCGCCUGCUAGCAUGAAUGGCCUGCGGCAAGGUGCCAGACUGGUUGUGGAGCACCAUGCAGGCGACAAGGCUGUGCAGGGGGGUGCCACAGCCAAGCGGCUGUUGUACCCUGCAUCACAAGAAACAAUGGAGAGCAUGGAAAGCCAGUACAGUAGCAGGAGCAGCAGCAGCCUCAUGGGCCAAGUAACUGGUGGUUUCAUGCCUGCUGAGAACACGGCCCCUGCUGCUGGCAAGAACAUUAGCUUCGCCAUGCCAAAGGUUGCUACGCAUCCAAAGAACCGGACCAGGUCUCGCAGCAUGUCCACACCACAGAGCAACACCAAAAUAUCUGCUGCUGCAGCUGCCGCCCCAGUUGCCAAGCAGGCUUCGUCCUUAAAUCAGCUGCCCCAGGUCAACUCACCACCACAGAUGUUGACACCCAAGCUUUCAGUGUCGGUAUCUUCCUUGCCUGGAUCCAUGCCAUCCAACUCAAUAUCUCCACCUUUGCAGCAGAGUGCUGUCCUGACUCAGCUGUUAACAUCAGGCAAUGGCUUUUCAUGGGAAGCUCAAGCAGCUGGUGGGAGCCCUACUGCAAACAGCACAGGGGGAUCCCCCAGUCCUUCCACAGUCACCAUCAUUAACUCUGUGGCACCAUCGCUACCUGCAACAGUCGCACAGCCACAGACCUUUGUCAUCUCUCCAGUCACACUCUCUCAGAUCUCAAGUACAAACAACCUGCAACGGAACCUGAUUGUUGGCUCAGCAUCCAUUAUGCCAUCAUCCAUGCCCACGAUUCCUCCAAAACAGCUCAAUCCAACUGUUUCAGCAGCAGUUGUGUCACAAGCCAAGACUGCAGAUGUCCCUGCAGCCUCAGUUUCUGCGAGUCCAGUGAAGCCAUUUAGGCCCAAGUCAGAUGAGGAGCGCUUUCAGUACAAAGAGCACCGGAGGGUGUGCCACAUCAAUGCAGAGCAAAAACGGCGGUUCAACAUCAAGAAUGGAUUUGAAUCUUUGCGGCAUCUGCUGCCAUCUCUGAGCCAGAACCCGGACUCAAAGGUCAGCAAAGCACAGAUGCUGCAACAAGCUGGGGAGUACAUCCGAACGCUAAAAAAUGAGCGUCAGCAGCAGCAGGAAGAAGCAGACAGGUUAAAGAAGCAGAUAGAAUCCUACAACCAGGCAAUCAGCUUGUACCAGAACCAGCUUCCUGCAACGGGUGUUCCAUUGCCAUGUCAAAGGACGAAUCAUCUCAAGGAGAGCUUUGAAGAAUAUGUGCGGACCAGAACGCUUCAGAAUUGGAAGUUUUGGAUCUUCAGCCUUCUUCUGGAGCCCCUGUUGGAGUCCUACAACCAGACCGUCUCCAAGGCUGGGUUCGAUGAAAUGUGCAAGACAGUGCUUGUUUGGGUCGAACAAAACUGUUCGCUCAGGGCCCUCAGGCCAGGUGUCCUGGACUCAUUGAGGUACCUCAGCAAAUCUACAAACAUCCUUUCUGACCCAAGUCGGUUACCAGAGGAAGCCACACAGGCAGUCACCAAGAAAGAGUCAGCGCCACAGUUCAAGUUUUCAACACAGCGUCAAAAAGAAAGGUAGCAGUUGCUGUGAACUCACCGACUGGCAGUGCAAGUAACAGUCUACAGUGAACUCACCCACUCGUCUAUGAUUGGGGUCCUUGCUGUGGGUGUUGAAGCAGUGGCCUCCUCCUUCAGCUGAGAUGUGCUACCCUGUCUGCAGUGGCAAAGAUAAGUCACUUCAGCUACCUUCAGCCACUUGAGCCACUGUGUGGCCACAUUGUAUUGUGUGGAUGCCAAGAGUGCCCAUUCUUUUUGGAGGCAGCUUGCAAUGUAAGAUUAUGUGACAGUGAGAGAGUAUCUCUCAACAUCCAUGCCUGUUGUCUGUUGCCUUCUGUUGUACUUUGUUGAAUUACCUCCUUCCUUUUGUUUGCCCACAUGUGUGACACCUUUUUUCUUUUUUUCCCCCCUUUUGUACACCCUUUUGUACACAGUGUCAUCCGAAUCAUCUGAAUGUCUGGCUUUGUUAGAUACCUUCUUUGCAUGAGUGAUGUAUGUCUUGUUAUUUCUUUAUUUUCACCUUAUUUCUCAACUUUGCUGUCAACAAAACUUUCAAAUUUCUUUUUUGUUGUUGUUGUUUAUUUCACACCUCCGACCUGUGUCUCAUUUCAAAGCAAGUGCCCACAUCAUAUAAGCUGUGCAAGAAAAGUAGUAGAACCUGUCAUUAUUUUACUCUGCACUAUAAAACUUGCUCUCUGAUUUAGCUGUGAACCAUAAAAUUUAGGUUUACAUGUUCAGUCUAAACUGUGCCGCCAGGCAUAUCUAGCGACUGUAAAAGUGCAUUACUUGGCAUGUGACACCACGUCCUGUGUUUGUACAGAUGCUGGACAAGCGUGAUUAUAAUCCAAGAGAGUUGAGUCCUUUACCGGUAGUGUUUUGCUAGCAAGGGCUGCUUAUACUGUUUAAAAACUAUUUUUGUACUGUGCUGGCACCAGUUGCAGGAGUGCCCAUUUAUUUAUCAGAUUUGUUUAGCAGAGUUGCUAGAAGAGUGUGGUGUGUGUAACAUUAAAUUUCAGUGUUUCAUUGUCUGCUUGGCACAAGAAUUGAAGCGAGUAAGGCGUUACAUCUAGCAUGUAUAUUUGUGAAGCAAAUUGUACAUACCUUUUUACUUAUGCCUAUGAAUAUGCUAUGUUUCAUUUUCUGUAGCUUUGUGCUGCGAUUAUGUUUCUCCAUUAGAAUGGAGCUGUAGAUGCUACUGUAGAUAUUACGUUGGCAUAAUACCUGUAAGAUUUAGUUGACCGAUGCUUCUUUGUACAUUAGACUACCAUUAAUUUGACCACUACGAGAUAUACCGUAUUUACUUGCAUAAUGAAUGCACUCAUUUAAUGAGUGCGCUUCCCACUUUUCAAAUAAAAAAAGUGAGUUUUUUUCUUUCCCUUAAUAAUGAUCGCACCCCAAAUUUGCUGCCGUGAAGGUCAUCUCCUCGGCCUGCUUAACACCGAGCGGUACGUAAACUGUGCUGCACAGAGCAUGGCCUUCAAGGUUUUACCUGCUGACAAUCUCAGAGGCCACUUUUGAAUGUUUAUUAGUGCUACCUAGCGCCACCUGUGGAAAGCCAGUGUUCCUCCAUGCAUAUGUUUCCUUUCUCAAUGACUCCAUGUUUUCUUUGUCAGUUCGAUCGGCCCAUUCGUGAUAUUCACACGUGUGUAAAGUGAUGGGCUGCCUGCGUUUAUCACGUGCCUCAAGGGGGGCUAUGCAAGCAAUACUAUCUGCUUCAAGCUCGAAGCCGUUGAAUAUGCUUUGAAGAAUGACAAACACAGAUCAAGAAGGCACUUCGGCAUAGAUGAAGUAUGCAACCUCUACUGGAGACGGCAACAUGAAAAGCUUUUUUCACCCGAUACAAUCUGGCAUCCAGUCCAACAUGCGGCAUACAACCACUCAGGGCACAUGGGAUAUGUAUUCAAACGAGUGAGCAUUGCGUAACACCACUGUCACAUGGCCACUUUCGACUGCGAUUUGCUUCCUCUUGCAGUUUGCACAGAGGAGCUGAUCACGACCAAAAAAUUCAAUCUCACUCAAAGUGCACCAUAUGACAUCCCUAUUAGUUCCCCCCAAAUUCAGCAUCCCAGCUUGUACACUCUGCAGGCUUCAUAUCCUCACCAAGAAGUAUAAAACAAAAUACUUUGUGUAAUGCAGCUCCACUUUGCACGAGCAUUGUCAAUGAAAUCAUGCCUGUCCGAGCGACAAACACUUAACAACGGCACGUCAUCCACUGAUGGCUCCGCUGACAGCUACCGGUAGGGCCAGUAGGCCUAGUUUGGUGGACACCUUGGUCGCUGGUGCUUGCAAUUCAGCCAAUCCAGCCCAAGCUCUUCAAAGAGUGCUUUCUUCCAAUGUCGUGCGUAAUGAAAUACAAUUGGUUUACUAAAUGCCGUUAAUGCAAAGGACAAACAUGCAAGCUAAGCAAGUGGCCUCGCUCAGACAGUCAGUGUGUUGUCCACUUGCGAAAUGCCAUUGCAUUGUCGCUGCCAAUCUCGUGUGGCUGAGCACUAGGUGCUAAUUUGCAGAACAGGUACACUUUUGAGAUAAUGUUAUUCAAUUAGUCAUUAUAUUUCGUGUCCGAAACAAAUAAUAGACAAUUUUUGUUACCCCGUGAGCAACAAUAGAGGCGAAUGUCUCGACCGCAGUGAUUAGAACAACACGAAACAGGCCUGCUAGCGUCACCUCUUCGAAGGGAACAUAAGAGAAUGUCACAAGCUAGCUGUGCUGCCAUCGGCUGCAACCAAAUGACAGUGAAUGCUGGGCGUUCCAUUCAGCACUAUGGCAUGGCAAAAAACCUCAGAUCUGCUGCUGUUCUAAUGCAUGGAAAGCCAAAUCAUAACUGUGUGUCUCCUACUUUAGAGGUGGCCACAGAAAGAAAAUCAUUCAAAAUUUCACUCUGCAUAAUGAAAGCACUCCCUACCUUGCGUAAAUUUUUCAGGAAAGAAAAGUAUGUUCAGUAUGAGAGUAAAUACGGUAUAUGAAAUUGGUUUGCAUUUUCCUUGGUUUAAAAAAAGGAAGCAUUUGAUGUGCAUGGGUGGCUUCUGAACACAAUUAAGAGACUGGUCGAAUUAGCCUGUAUCAUAUUAUUGGGAGUCAGCUGUGUACCAUUUCAAAACAGACCUCUCAUGCACUUUGACUUGUACUACCUGUUGACAGGCCAUUGGAUCUUUCAUGCUUUUGCGGCUCCUGGUCUUAUUGAUGUAAUUGUCCUUGCUCCCUUCACGCACUUUCAUACCGGGGAACUUCAAACCCACUUUUUCUCUCUUCAUUCUUCAUUGCUGUAAUCCCACAUUGCUCAAAUUACUACAUCAUCGUGCAUUUUAAACCAGUCUCAUGAAGCAGUUUAACAGCUUGUCCAAAGCUUAAGUUAGGAGCAACAUCGAGUACUUGGGGCUAACCUGUCAGUAACAUUUAUCGAAUUCUCCUCAUCUUCCUUGUCUGGCUCAAAAAUAGUGCAGUAGGCAGUUGACCUCCCUAUUCCAUCCAGUCUUUGUGUAAAAAAAAAAAAGAAAAAAAAAGAAAGAAAGAUGCAGACAUUUUCUUUCAGCCCAUUUUUGUUUGGUAGUGUGUUUUAAUCUCAAGCUCUCUUGUUCUUCAGAAACAUUUGUCACAGCAUCUGUGCAGCAAUGGAAGCACCUUCUGAAUAUCCUCUUUGAUAAUCAUGUUGAUACCGUCACUCUCAUCACUACUCCAGACUGUCUUUUAUAAAUUCCUUCUUGUUUCAUUUGUCCAGCCAAAAAUUCGCAAAAUUCGCAAAAAUUCUAGCCACCAUCUUCAAGAAAAGCUUCUUGCUUCACUGCAAACAGCAGUUGAAGAGCUGUGAAAUUGGCUUAAUGUGUACAUUCCUUCUUCUCUUCACAACAGUCACUGUCUGUGCCACCUUGUCGGGGCUCAUGACAUUAGAGGCACACCGCUUAGAGCCAUGCCAUUCCUUUUGUUGCACAGAACAAUGCAGAACAGCCGAAGGAAGGAAAGGGCUCUGGCAGGUCAGUUGUGAGAUACUGAGGAACAGCCACGCACUGUAUGCAGGCUCCUCAAAAAUGCCGGGCAAAAGAUGAUGCCACUGCAAAAGCUCAAGAAGGAGUGAUAGUCAUGAGCGGCAAGUUAAGAGCUAGUUUCAGCAUGACCAUCUGGGGCACUAAUUUAAAGAUUGCAGGAGUUUCUUGUAGCUCGCAGGGCUGCGGCAUUUUCAAGCAUGAAUGGGCAACUCUGCUAUUAGAGUCGGCUUCCAUUAAUUCGACCUUGAUAGAUCCAAUGGGUCAACUUGAUCUAAUUAUUGAGUGGGUUGAAUUGAAAGAAAGACAAAAAAUAUGUCCAAACAUACUUUUGCUUUAUUUAUCCAGUUCUAACACACCUCCGACUAAUGCAUAGCUACCUGGCAUUUCUGGAUUAAAAGUUGAAAACAAUGUGCACCGAAAACCAACAUGCACCCGAUUUUGUAACAAGAUAAAAAGUAGCAUGCCACUGAUCCUGGCAAUAGGAAAAAGAUGGAACCUGCAGAGUUUGCAUUCACAGAAUGACAAUUUAUUUACCUUGCAUGUCUAUCAUCGUCACUCUCAGGCAGCUCCUUAUCACUAUGGGCUACGUCUCAACCUCCGUGCAGUCCACUGCAUUUGAUAUUCUACAGUUUCUUGAACAACUGUGUAACCAUUGAAAACAAGAUGGUGUUCAAUGCCUAGGCUAAAAACUUUGCCAGUUCACCCUGUGACAUACACAAGACACUGACAUGCCAAAAGCAUAUGGCGGUGAUCUAUUGCGGCUACUUUAGCACGUAAAAUAGCUUCUCUUUUGAAUUAGCUUUGAUAAUGAAAGCAGCGCAUUGCUGCCACCUACCUACGUGGAAACUCGUUUUGUUGCCCAGCUUGUGAUUACUAUGAUGAUACAGCUGAUACCAACAAGGUGCAGCUGAUAAACAAGGUGCAUGUUGAAAUUAGUAAAUUCGUUGUGGUAAAUCACUAAUUGGGGUAAACGGGGUAAAUCAUGCGUUGUGAGCUGGUGUUUUUGCUUGUAAUUCUGUGGAAGGCAGGCCAAAAAUUGGCACUUUUGGUGGGAGAUUGGCAGGAGAUAUCAUGUCUUCAAUGCAUUCAGUGUCCCUUGAUGCUGCUAAGGCGUGGUCACAAUUACUGUUGCCAUUGGUGUCAGGCAUGCGCAUGCUGACCAGUGAAGCUCGAAUUAUUCAGAGAAGGCCAAUUUAAAGAAUGAAAAAUCGUGGCCUAUAGAAAUGUGCGGCCAUCAACUGUGGUUUUGGUUUGGAUUGAAUUAAGCAAAAGACCGAAUUAACCAGAGCCAAAUUGAUGGAAGUCUACUGUAUGAUCUGCAUACUUGCUCUGAGUUUCAGCCUGUUGCUUCUCAUUAACUGGGAUAAGGGAAUAAAAAUAUCAGUGGAUACUUUUUUUUUUAAGUAUUGUUAUCAUACAAGGGGUCACGUAUAUGAAGUCCACUUACCUGCAUUAACACUGAAUCAGGCCUAUGGUUCUGUUGGCUUCAAGAAACUGUCUUGAAUGAAUCUUUUUAAGAUGUCUUUUUACGAGACAGUAGAGUUCUAAACUUGUUCACUGUUAUGAACAAGCAUGUCAUUGCUGUACUUCUAUUUCAUUCUCCUUUCUGGAUUUCCUAAUGGGCAUUUUAUUUGGUGCUUGUUAAAGAUCAGUGAGCAAAGUGGCACCUGCCAGAAUGUCUGCGUGUGCUGGGAUGCCAUUUGGGUGCACUGAGUUUUGCAUGGCUAUGUUUAAAAUAAUGAACCACCUUGUUUUUAUGGAAUAUAAUCUUAAGAGAUGUUUGCUGUCUUACCACUGAUCGCACUCAAUAGUAGCACAAGCGCCAUGGUUGACACACAUGUUACCAAUCUAGUGGGCUCAUUUUCUGUAAAUGCAGUUUGUUAAAAAUUUCAAACCGCAGUAUUAGCACUCCGUCUAAAGCUUCUCUUUAGAAACAUUUCUGCUUUUGUAUUCUAAAUAGCUUCAGUUCUGAUUACGGAAGCCUGUGACUUAGACUCCUGUUUUACAAGCCUGUGAAAACAUUUCAAGUCUGCAGUUCACUCUUCACAACUUAAAUGAUAUUGCGAGACAAAAAAAACAACACGGACGUUAUAGAAGACGACACACCAAGCGCAAAUCAUUUAAGUAAUGGAUUACCAACUUGCCCGGAAUGCUGCUGUCAUUAAGACUCUUCACAAAUUAAGAUGCAAUGUGAUUUCCUUUGUAACAGAAUAUACUUGUUUUGUGGCUAAUUGAAGUCGUGCCAAGCAGUAUUGGAAGCAGCUAUAACUCUUUCAAAGAUGAAAACUGUGUGUGUGAGAGUGUGUGUACAUGCUCAUGCUCUGUUCUUUAUUCUCUCUUUCUUUCUUCAAUAACCAUGACUUCAUGUGAUUUCAUCCUUUAGCAAAUAGCUGCAUUGUCAUUUGUUGGAUCUUCUGCAGUGUUUACAAGAACUGUUUCUUCAAGGCCUUGAUGAGUUGUUUAUAAAUGGCUUGCGCUUAAAAUAAUUGUGACUGCCAAAAUAAUGUGCUGUGGGCACACUGAUAACUGACAUGCUGAGCUAAUCCAAACAUCUCAAACAUGGUACAGAUAUCUGCAAGUGCUGCUAGCUAUCACAUUGGUGGCUUCACAUCAGAGUUAACCACAAACUCUGCAACAUUGCAAAGUAAAUAUUUAACCAAGUAACCUGGUUGCCAGCUACUUUGGGACAUUUAAUGAAAUCUUCAGUUCAUCAAUCGGAGUCACAACUAGGCAUAAGCACUCGCACUGUAAAUGCGUUUCGCUUUCUUUUCUUUCAGAGACAGUUAGCUGAAUUUCAAGGUAAAUGUCUGUUAAGUCUAGUCACUAAAUUGUGCCUGACAUAGUGUAUUUCUUUAUAUAUGUAUCCUUAGUAGAGCCGUAGAUGACAUGCAGCAGCAUGAAUAAUGUCAGACAUGCAAUUCUACAUGAUAAUAGAAACGUGCGUGUGUGCCAAACUUAAUUUUGUGUCUUGAGGAAAGCGAAAUCUGCCUUGUUUUGCAAAAAAGCACAACUUUUGCCCUUAGGUAUAUAAUUAAAUGCCUGCUUCUGAACACAGUGAUGUGUUCGGUAAUCUGUAUAUGUCCUGCCCUGUGUUGUCUCUGCAAAUAAAGUGCAGACCCAGUUUU